ACCCUUUCUGCAUAACAACAAGCUGUCGCAAUCCCUAUCAUUUUAAUUAGUUCCGCGAGGUAGCCACCAGUUCACGCAUACUUGACUACAUAAGGAACAGGAGCUCGCCGUGCAGUCCUCAUAGACAAGAGGAAACGUCCAUCUUACUUCGCGCCACGCCCUCGGUGCACUAAGGAAAGGGCGCUUUACUAAUUGAAAAGGCGCAUCAGCGCAUCGGGAAUCUAUAAGGAGGACAUCGUGGAAUCCUUGACGAGGACAACGUCCAUUGCCUUGUCGGGCCAUCACAAACAGCCUUGACCGCAUGAGUCCCAGCGGAACAAGCAACCACGCCGUAGUAGGCGCCAUGCGCGGCACGAUGUCCAUGCCCGCCGUGCCGGCCUCUUCCAGCCCUCGCCGCAUGACUGGCCGCAGCAUGGAUUGCGUAGGGCUUGACACGUUUCGUGGAGCCCAAACUUUCAACAGCACCGCUUGCCGUAUGUCAUUAUACGGCAAAAAUGAAGGCGAGGUGGCGCUCGACAACACGGGGGCCGUCCUACGGGUACACAGCCCUAUUAGCGGUGACUUGCUUGUUACGCCCGUGGCUAAAAACAGGCCUGGUGUACGUGACCCGGUUGCCGGCUCCCCCAUGCGCUAUCACGGCGACGCCGCCGUCCUGCAGACCCCCGCAGCCGCCAACGGCUUCAUGCGCACACGCAAGUUCUACAUCGACAAGGACAUCGACAUCACCAUCCAGACCCUGCGCAACACCACAAAAGUAAACAAGUACACGAAUGAGAAGGUCGGCACCGCGGGCACGCCCACAGGCAUGGACCCCGCGCUGCUCUUCUACCACGGCCGGCGGUAGCAGCGCCCCUAGCAACAACCUCUCCGUCUCUCUCUGAGAGGCUUCCUACUUUGGGGCGGAUCUCCUGGACCUCGCUGGCCUUUACCGCCCGAUCCACACAUGCCUACCUUGUGUAUGGUGCCAACAGCAGCAGCAGCAGUAGUGCUAAUAGAGGGGAGGGGGCCCCAGCAUGCAUGCAACGGCACGGGCAGGGGGGGCAGGAGGAAGGGGGGUUGCGCCCACCCACCCAGGAGGGGAGGGGAGGGGGCAUCAGGGUGCAGCAACAAGGCGGCGGCAGCAGGGACAGUGCCGUGACAGCGGGAACUGCGUUAGUCGGCGGGCCAACCCUUCCUACAGAGCUCCUGUCGCUACCAAUUUGGCGUGCAUACUAAGGGACGUGUAAGGGUUAUACAUGGUUGCGUGCAGGUGGUAUGUGUGUGUGGGUAACUGCCGAGCCGAAACGUACUGUGAUUGGCGAAAGAUGAUGGUGUGUGUGUCGCAGGUGUGUUUUGUGACUCCUGGAUGUGAUGCCGCUCUUGCCAAACAUGUCGGAUAUGUGUGUCAUACUGAGUAGCAGGAGGGGCCACAGGUGGUGGAAUGGGGACCGUGUACAAGAAAAGGAAUGCUGAAUGCAUGAACGCGUGAUUGCGGGUCCCGGGUCGCAGGCAGGGGUUGCUUCUACAUCUCCGUUAGGCUGUGCAUGCUGCUGUGCAGAGAGAAGCGCUGCUUUCUGCGGUGUGGCGGGGCCCCCGGAGCUUGAGGGGCCCUCACCAACGCCAAGAGUUGAAGGGGAGAGCAGGAGGGGUUGUACUGCAGGCUGGCAGCCUGCUGCAGGGGGGCUGUAGACGGCAUUGUCUCUUACAUGCGGUUGGUCUGAUGCUGGUGACACAUGGCUAUCUUGUGUUCCUUUUGCUGUCCUGAAAACAUUUAUGGGGUUUGCAGGUGGUUGCAAGGGGCAGAGGGUGGGAUGAAACUGGCUUUCUUGGCCUCACUGCUUGCUUGGCUUCUUCCGGUACGAAUGCGUCUCCCUUCACAAUCUGUGGGUAGGUGAUACGAAGUGCGGCGCGAUGUGGCCGUUGCUGUGUGGUGUUUUACUUGCGAGGUGGGUUCACGGAGCACAGCAGUGGGUGAUUGCUUGCGUUUUGCAGCUGCGAGGUGCAGCAGGCGCAUGCGUGGCAAGGAAGAAAGGAAGGGAGGAAGAAAGCAUGUGCACUGCCGCUUUUGCAGCGCAGUCGCCCAUCAACGCUUUUGCCGGAGUCUUGGCUGUGGAUAACGAUUUUGGGUUUGAUUUGCAACGGGCUGUAGACGUCGUAUCCCUCCUGGCUGGGGGGUAAGGGGAGGCAGGAGAGGCCGAAACAGGCUAGGGUGUGGUGCGUGGGAGGUGCCGUUUAUUCCUUUUCGGCAGCGCUGGUGACCAACCUUGCGCCUCGUUUUGCAUGCGUGUGUCACACACGCCAUUCACAGGAAGUACAUAAAUGUCAAGAGUCACCGUCACAUAGCUGACAAUGUCUCGUCGUACCGUAUUGUAUUCAGUUCAGAGUUUAUGCUCUGGCAAACAGCCUCCAAUAACUCUUUUUGUGUUACAAGAUGUGAACUUGUGACCUCCAUUUGUCCGGAC
Astrephomene gubernaculifera is the source of this 2441-nucleotide messenger RNA. NCBI's taxonomy places the organism in Eukaryota, Viridiplantae, Chlorophyta, Chlorophyceae, Chlamydomonadales, Astrephomenaceae. The record is from the annotation of a GenBank genome assembly.